This is a messenger RNA of Galendromus occidentalis (western predatory mite), 1605 nucleotides long. RefSeq names its product lysosomal acid phosphatase. Lineage: Eukaryota; Metazoa; Arthropoda; Arachnida; Mesostigmata; Phytoseiidae. Gene Ontology annotation, biological process: dephosphorylation. Gene Ontology annotation, molecular function: phosphatase activity. The transcript is spliced from 9 exons. Bases 229 to 1467 code for a protein of 412 amino acids. The record is from RefSeq and is a predicted model, not a curated record.
UCCGAUGCGGGCUCCUCGGCUCGAAUCGAAAGAAGACUGCAUCCCUUCACGAAGUUUUCCAGGAUAAAAAAUCAUCAUUGCCAGAAGCCCCCCCCUAGAGCCGAGCGGGGCUUUCGGAUCGGGAGCGGCCGCUGCAACUCAUAUACGAUUACGGUUGGACGUCUCCGCACGGAAAUGAUACCGCAGCGAAAUCACAGAAGCUGAGAGAGGGGAAGCGUGCUGAAAAUCAUGGCAGAGGAGGAUCGUCCUUCGAAGAACGGGCGAGUGGAAAUCACUCUGUGUUCGGCCGUCGGCAGAGCGCUCAAUCAACUUGGCAGAACCAUGAGGAGAAUUUCAAUAGGAUUCGCGCUCAUGCUCAGCUUGCUGAUCACGGGCGCUCAACUUCGACAACUACCUGAUGGCCUAGCUGACAGAAUCGAGACCUUGAGGCAGGUCCAUGUGUUCUUCCGACAUGGGGAGCGGAUGCCAACGUCGCUAUACCCAACGGACCCCAAUCAAGUUUCGGACUUCAAAGACGGUCUCGGCAGGAUAUCUAUACGCGGCAAACGCGACCAAUACGCGCUGGGACAACAGCUCCGCGGGCGGUACCAAGGUUUUCUGAGCGCAGAUACCAAUGAAGUGAAAGCCAGAAGUUCUGGAAGGGAUCGUUGUCUGGAAUCCAUGGAAGUAACUCUGGCCGCUCUCUACGAGCCGGACGAAAAGAGGACUUUCGAAAACAGUCUGAGAUGGCAACCGGUUCCUGUACAGACUAUGCCUGUGGACAUCGAUGGCAUGCUGUACGAAGACUCGAUCUGCAGAAAAGACGAUGAAGCCAUCGAGAGACUGCGGACAACAGGAGAAGGGAAGAGAGUCCUGACUGAAUUCAAGGAUCUGAUGUCUAAGCUACAAGAAAAGUCCGGCAAGAAAAUGAAGGACUGGGUCAGUGUCCGCGAUCUGCUCGACACCCUCACCAUCGAGAGUAGCCUGGGUUUAGAAAUCCCCGAUUGGGCGGAUUCCGAAACUCUGAAAGAAAUGGAAGCUUGCGCCAAGUACACGACGCUCCUGAACUACGAACCAGAUGAAAGAAUCAGGUUCCGCGCCGGACUUCUCCUCAAGGAUAUUUCCCUGCAUUUCGAUGACGUCGUGAACAAUGCCCGUAAACACAAACUCUACAUGUACGCUUCGCAUGAUGUGCUGGUGGCGGCAUAUCUUUCAGCGUUUGACUCUUUCAAUGGGUUGGCCGUGCCAUCGUCGACUACCGUGAUCACCGAGCUCUACGAGGAUUCUCCCGGAAAAUUCCGGGUGCAGAUGCUCCUUCGGAACGACACCGAGACUGCCGAGCUGAAACCCGUUCACGUUCCAGGGUGUAAAAUUCAUGGCUGCACUUUGGAUGAGUGGAAUCGGAAAGUAUCCCGCUUCAUUCCGAUGGACUGGAGGAGCGAAUGCGGAGAGGAUGCAUUGCCUAUAAAGCUGUACGAUCGGUUCUGAAGUCGACUCGUCCGAUGCAUACAGCCUGAUUGGAUGGGGUUUCCAGGAAUAAUUAUUGAAGUUGCUGAUCGAUCGUCCCGCGAGUCUCCUCAGGAAGAUUCGACAUUCGGGAAGCGAUAAAUAAAGCUCCCCGCAUUG